AUGUCAGAUUACAACACAACCAAAUACACCAACCCCUCCACCUUCAUCCUGCUAGGCAUUCCAGGCCUGGAAGGAAAGCAUGUUUGGAUCUCCAUCCCCUUCUGUGCCUUGUACGCCAUCGCCGUCUUCGGGAACUUCACCAUCCUGUUCGUUGUUAAGGUAGAGCCGAGCCUCCAUGAGCCCAUGUACUAUUUCCUCUGCAUGCUGGCUGUCACCGACCUGGUCCUGUCCACCUCCAUCGUGCCCAAAACUCUGAGCAUCUUCUGGUUCAAUUCCAGGGAGAUCCAUUUCAGUGCCUGCCUCAUCCAGAUGUUCUUCAUUCACUGCUUCAUAGCAGUCGAGUCUGGGAUCCUCGUGGCUAUGGCUGGGGAUCGCUAUGUGGCCAUCUGCCAUCCCCUGAGACAUUCCACCAUCCUAACAAACCACAUGGUGGCCAAGCUUGGCCUGGCCGUGGCUCUGCGCAGCAGCACGCUCAUUAUGCCCAGUGUUCUUCUGGCAAGUCAGUGGUCAUAUUGUCAAACCAACAUCAUCCCCCACUCCUACUGCGAGCACCUGACCGUGGUGAAGCUGGCCUGCGCUGACAUCGGCGUCAGUUCUUACUACGGCCUUUCUGUGUUAUUCUUUGUGACGGGUCUGGAUGUGUUUUGUAUCGUUUUGUCCUAUACCCAGAUUUCCAGGGCCAUCUUCAACCUCCCUACAAAGGGUACUAAGCGCAAGACUUUGGGGACCUGCGGCUCUCACCUUUGCGCCAUCUUAGCCUUUUACAUCCCAGGUGUGUUCUCCUUACUCACGCACCGAUUUGGCCACAAUGUGCCUCAGCAUUUCCAUGUUCUUGUUUCUAAUGUGUACCUCCUGGUGCCCCCCAUGUUAAAUCCUCUCAUCUAUGGGGCGAGGACCAAACAGAUCCGGGACAGGCUGCUCCGUCUCCUGAGUAGCUGGACUUUUUUCCCUGAAGCACCUAUUGGACAGUCAAAGGCUCAUUAA
This is a messenger RNA of Pelodiscus sinensis (Chinese soft-shelled turtle), 984 nucleotides long. The record is from RefSeq and is a predicted model, not a curated record. NCBI's taxonomy places the organism in Eukaryota, Metazoa, Chordata, Testudines, Trionychidae.